GAAAGAAAAUAGAGAUGGAGGUGAAGAGUGUGAAGCUGAAGGCGAUUGAAGCGACGCCGGAGACUUUUGGGGAGUACGGUCAGGUUGUGGAGGCGUCGCCGGACGGCGAUGAGUUUGGUCCUCGGGAUGCUCAGCUGGACCUUAGCCGUGGAAUUCCCAGGUUCUAUAUUAUGCAUCUUGAAGAUCGACCGCUGAAGUUUACGAACAUUACUCACCAUGCCAGCGUCACGCAGUGUCUUGGGGCUAUUGGCGGCCAUGUUUGGUAUCUCGGAAUUGCUAAGGCUUCGAUUGUGGAUGAAAAGGGUGACAAUCUGGUGAAGUCUAGAUGUGCUUCUGGUCAUUACUAUGUGCCUCCUUCUGUCGAGGAUGUUCGCGUUUUUAAGAUCACAGGCAGCAAAUUUCUCAAGCUUAACCGGGGGACAUGGCACGCAGGGCCUUUGUUCAGGGCAGAGAGUAUGGAUUUUUACAAUUUGGAGCUCAGCAAUACCAAUGUGGUUGAUCACACAUUACAUGACUUCGUGAAGGAAAAUGGAGUGGAGUUUGUAAUAGAUGAGUAGCUGUAAUUUUCUGGUUCUGGUUCCAACUUCUGAACUUGUUUCAGAUGCUGUGUAUCUUGAAGUAUAAACUUGCUGAAGAUCGCAAUCUGCUAAAAAUAAAUUUCUUCCUUGGACUAAUAA
This is a messenger RNA of Fragaria vesca subsp. vesca, 677 nucleotides long. RefSeq lists its product as uncharacterized. NCBI's taxonomy places the organism in Eukaryota, Viridiplantae, Streptophyta, Magnoliopsida, Rosales, Rosaceae. The coding region runs from base 15 to 557 and encodes 180 amino acids. Gene Ontology annotation, molecular function: ureidoglycolate hydrolase activity. The transcript is spliced from 3 exons. The record is from RefSeq and is a predicted model, not a curated record.